AUGGCUGCAUUUAUGAACCUGCGUGGUGUGAAACGUUAUAAAGACCGGCGUGAUAUAAGUCCCGAUCUAUCUAAGGGACUAUUACGGUUUGAGAGCGAAAACGUAGAUUUUCUCACUUCGCACUUUCUUGAUGAAAACACUGAUACAAGGGGUGGAGGAUUAACUGCACGGAAAAAGAUGGAAAUUUUUCUGAGAUACGUUAGUGAUCCAGGAUUCCAAAGUGGUGUUGCCAACGACAUGGGGGUUGAAAGAAGUACCGUCAGCAGAACAUUUUCAAGUUUAUUGGAUAAAAUAGUGUCGAAGUCUGAAGAUUGGAUUAAAUUUUCACGCACUAUUGAAGAUAUGGAUCAGGCCAAGGCAGAUUGUGCUUCAAAAUUUCGCAUUCCGACUGUCAUUGGUGCUAUAGAUUGCACUCACGUGCAUAUUAUGAAACCUUCGGAAUUCGGCGACGAGUAUGUGAACAGAAAAGGAAAAACAACAAUAAACAUUCAGAUGACUUGUGACGCUAAUGAAAAAAUUACAAGUGUGGACGCUAAUGGCCAGGGAGUGUACAUGAUGGCAGGAUUUGGCGAGUGA
Molecule: messenger RNA, 576 nt
Organism: Eupeodes corollae
Lineage: Eukaryota; Metazoa; Arthropoda; Insecta; Diptera; Syrphidae
Product: putative nuclease HARBI1
Exons: 1
Coding region: 1-576 (191 amino acids)
Source: RefSeq, a predicted model, not a curated record